Prosopis cineraria is the source of this 7819-nucleotide messenger RNA. RefSeq names its product wall-associated receptor kinase-like 20. Bases 64 to 1974 code for a protein of 636 amino acids. The transcript has 3 exons. The record is from RefSeq and is a predicted model, not a curated record. NCBI's taxonomy places the organism in Eukaryota, Viridiplantae, Streptophyta, Magnoliopsida, Fabales, Fabaceae. Gene Ontology annotation, molecular function: protein kinase activity; polysaccharide binding; ATP binding. Gene Ontology annotation, biological process: protein phosphorylation.
UGGGGAGGCUUAUAAAUAAGAACAGAUGCGCGCCAGAAUGGUGUUGCCUGAAUUUCUUGCAGGAUGGAAUCCACGUCUUACAAGUUUCUCCUCUUCACGGCGGCGCUGCUAGCAUGCGCCGGCUAUGGACUGUCCCUCACGCGCUGCCCUAACUGCGGCAUCACCUCAGUACCCUACCCCCUCAGCAUCUCUCCCAACUGUGGCGACCCCUCCUACAAGAUCCGCUGCAGCUCCGGCUCCCUCGUCUUCGACACCCUCAAUAACUCCUACCCCAUCGAGUCCAUCGAGCCCCAGACCCAGCGCCUUGUCAUCCGACCCGCACCCCUCCUGUCCAACACCUGCGUCACCGCUGAUAAGAUCCACGGAGGCAUCCGCCUCAACAGCACCCUCCCCUUCAACAUCACCAGCAGCAACACCAUCGUCUACCUCAACUGCACCGACACGCUCCUCCUCUCCCCCUUGGAUUGCUCCUCCUCCAGCUUGUGUCACACCUACAUCAACGGCACCGGAGACGCGACUCCUUGCGAGGACACGCCUAUAUGCUGUACUUUCAGGGCCGGUGGGUCAAGCAACUCCUACAUGAUUCGGGUCCGGGACGUGGGAUGCAGCGCCUACUCUAGCUUCGUGAACCUGAACCCGUCCCUGCCACUGAGCAGCUGGCCUGAACCGGGGCUGGAAAUUCAGUGGGUGUCGCCGAAAGAACCGAUCUGCAGGUCCCAGGGGGAUUGCGAGGGCGGGAACUCCACUUGCGCCCCGGACCCAUCGACAUCGAGAAACGGCAUCAAGAGGUGCUUCUGUAACACCGGCCUCGUGUGGGACCCUUUUCAAGGGGUGUGCUCUGAACGAAUCACGUGUCGAAGUCCGAAUGGUUGCGGCGGCUCUUCGAAUCGGACUGCACUGAUAGCAGGUUUAACGAGCGGGAUUUGCGCAGCACUGAUAGUGGCCGUCAUUGCGCUUCUUCUCUACAAACGCCACAAACGUAUCAAGGAGGCCCGGGAACGCCUGGUCAGGGAGCGAGAGGGUAUCCUGAAUGCAAGCGGGGGAGGCAGAGCCGCCAAGCUCUUCUCUGGCAGAGAACUGAAGAAAGCUACCAACAACUUCUCCGGAGACAGCCUCCUCGGGGCCGGCGGCUACGGCGAAGUCUAUAAAGGCAUUCUCCACGACGGCAGCCUCGUGGCCGUCAAAUGCGCAAAGCUCGGGAACGCCAAAGGCACCGACCAAGUCCUGAACGAGGUGCGCAUAUUAUGCCAGGUCCACCACCGCAACCUCGUCGGCCUUCUGGGUUGCUGUGUGGAGUUAGAGCAGCCCACGAUGGUGUAUGAGUUCAUAGAGAACGGGACUCUCCUCGAUCACUUGCAAGGCCAAAAUAUGUCCAAACGGCGGGGUUCUCUGACUUGGUCUAAUCGCCUUCGAAUAGCUCACGACACGGCACAAGGUCUAGCGUAUCUCCACUUCUCGGCUGUGCCUCCUAUAUACCACAGGGACGUCAAAUCCAGUAACAUUCUGUUAGAUAAUAAAUUAAAUGCCAAGGUUUCAGAUUUUGGUUUGUCGAGGCUGGCUGAAACAGAUUUGAGCCAUAUCUCGACUUGUGCUCAGGGGACGCUUGGGUAUUUAGAUCCAGAGUAUUAUAGGAAUUACCAAUUAACGGAUAAGAGCGACGUGUAUAGUUUUGGGGUGGUAUUGUUAGAACUUUUGACGGCGCAGAAAGCUAUAGAUUUUAACAGGGCUGCGGAUGAUGUGAACUUGGCGGUUUAUGUGCAGAGGAUGGCGGAAGAAGAGAUGUUGAUGGAGGUGAUAGAUCCAGGGUUGACAAAUGGAGCGACAACUUUGGAAGUGGAUACUAUGAAGGCUUUGGCGUUUUUGGCUCUGGGAUGCUUGGAGGAGCGCAGGCAGAACCGACCUUCGAUGAAAGAGGUUGUUGAGGAGAUUGACUAUAUCAUUGGUAUUGCCUCCGCACAAGAUACCCGAACUUAAUUUGUCUAUUGUUCCGUGUUUGUUGCUGUUCAGGGGGAAGAUUCCAAUGCUCCUUUUUUAUUUGUGUGCUUAUCAUUUAAAUGCAUGUGUAUUUCUUUAACGCGAAUCAGUGAUAGUAAACAGAGGAUUUUUUUUUAUUUUGUUUUUUGGGUACAAGAUAGUAAACAGAGAUUUGCUAAAGCAGUCUCAUGUUCUGGUUCUCUGCAUCUGAGAGGAUAAUGUUGAAAGUUGAAUAAUUGGGUCAGUGUUAUGGGCCGAAUUUGUACUACUUGUCUCUCUCUGUUUCUUUUUAACUGGAUAUAUAGUCUGUGUACUUGCUGACAGUUUUGGAUGCCCGUGUGUGACAAUUUCCAAAUUAAUGAAUUAUUCAAUUUUGUUCUGUUUUCCAACAUGGUAUCAAAGUCGGGUCAAUACACAGACCCAAUUUGUUUCAUCAGUCUAACCCUAAACCUGACAUCUUUGCAAUCUUGAUUUAUCAAUCCCUUCAUCGCCAUGUUCAUCUUGCUCUCUUUUACUCAACAAUCGCAUCGUCAAUCACAAACAUCGCAGAUCAUCAUUCCUUUUUCCUCCAAGAUUCACCAUGACAGAAAGCGAAUCCACACGAUUGUCAGCUUCCGCAAUCGAUAUGAAUCAUCCACUCUCUAGUCACCCAUUGGACACCCGAGCUUCAACCCUAAUUGCUUAACUGCCUAUCGGAAGCACAAAUCAUGCUAUUUGGAAUCGCGCCAUGUGAAUAGCUCUUAGAGGGAAGAACAAGAUCGGCUUGAUCGACAGUUCUUGUAAGAGAGAAUCCUAGAACGAGGCACUUUAAAGUCAGUGCAACCGAUGCAAUGCAGUUGUCCUCUCUUAGCUAAUUAAUUCAGUCUCCAAGGAGAUUGCAGCUAGUAUUACCUUCUCUGAAAAUGCCCAAGAGGUUUGGAAUGAUCUUCGAGAGCAAUUUGAUGUCGCCGAUGGAACGAAAAUCUACAGUCUUCAUUUCUUUAUCAACACAUUUAGUCAAGGAGGUAUGUUCAUUUCAAGUUACAUCACAAAGUUGAAAGAAUUUUAGGAAGAAUAUUCUACAAUGGUUCCCCUACCUAUGGGUAAAUGUCACUCUUCAGUUGAAUAUGCAAAGAACAUUUAGCAACAAAAACUCUCUCUAUUCCUCAUGGGACUAAAUGACUUCUACCAAUCUAUUAGAAGCCAAAUUCUCCUUAUGAACCUCCUACCGUCGGUUAAUCAAGCAUAUUCUAUGAUUUCACAAGAAGAAGCACAGUGCUCCAUUUCAUCCUCUUCCUUUCAAACAUCCAAUUACUUACUACAACUGCAAGAGGUCACAGACGAUAUGCAGGGGGCCGUGGUAGGAGCAAUUCCUCAUAUGAGUGUUCUUACUGCCAUAGAAAGGGCCACAUGAUGGAUAAUUGCUUUUAUAUUAUUGGAUUCCCUCCAAAUUUUGAAGGAGGGAAUGAGAAAAUCAACUCAGUUGAACCAAUCAAAUUUAAGCUUUCACUUCCCACAGUGCCUCCAAGCCACAACAGAACCUUUCAUCUGAUCACCAGCUGCUGACUCCAAAUGACUAUGAGAAGAUUAUUGAUAAACUAAGGAAGGAAAUCCAAUCUCUUUCGGCUAAGACUCUCUCAGUAGGAGGAAUAACUAUAAAAGACUCAGGUGAGUCUUUAGGUUCAGAUUUUUAUUCCUUUUCUCAUACCUCUACACAUAAUGCACAACCACACUGGCUAUUAGACUUAGGAGCAUCCUGUCACAUAACGAGAAAAUUAUCUUUUCUUGAUACUUAUCAGGAAUACAAUGGGUCUCCACUUAAAACAAAGGUACCUAAUGCUGAUAAACUCACGGUCACUCCCAUUGGUAGUGCUAAGAUAUUUGAAAAUACUAUUUUAGAAAAUGUUCUAUAUGCACUUGAAAUUUGUUAGGACUUGAUAUCCAUAUCUCGCUUAACAAAAGAUCUGGAAUGUGUGGUCACAUUUUUUCCUGAUGUAUGUAUUACAGGAUCUCUCCAGUGGUAGAACCAAAAUGAUUGGUAGGAAGGAAUCUGGUCUAUAUUUGGUAGAUGAAAGCUUGACUUUACCAUCUAAUAUUCAUACUAGCAAUUUUGUUUUUGAUGAUAAUAUCUGGCACUUAAGAUUAGGGCACCUAUCAGACUCAAUUCUUAAACAUGUAAUUCCAUUACAAGGCCCAUUAUAUUUUAUCAUUCUUUUGGUUGUGAUAUUUGCUUUAAAGUAAAACAGUCUUGAUUGUCAUGUCCUUCUAGUCAAAUAAAAACUGCUUGUUUUAAUUUGCUUCACAUUGACAUUUGGGGUCCUUAUAAACACCCUAUUCAUCAAGGUUACAAAUUUUUCCUCACUAUAGUCGAUGAUUUCUCUCGAACAACCUGGAUUUAUCUCAUGAAACUUUCUAUUAUCUAAAACAAUUCAUCUGCCUCAUAACAAAUCAAUUUUCUACUAAAAUUUAACAUAUUCAAAGUAGAGCUAAAUUUGUCAAUGAUGAUGUUUUAACAUAUUUUACUAAAAAUGGAAUUAUUCAUGAAACUACUUGUGUGCGUACCCCUCAACAAAACAGGGUUAUAGAAAGAAAACAUAGGCAUGUGUUAGAAGUUUCUUGAAGUCUAAUGUUUCAGGCUAAUAUGCCUAUUCAAUUUUAGGGAAAAGCCAUUAAAACUUUUGUUUAUAAUCAAAGGUCUUGAAUUUUAAAACACCAUAUGAAAUAUUAUAUAAAAGGCAACUUGAUUUGUUAAAUAUGAAAGUGGUUGGAUGUUUGGCAUAUGGUAAGAUUCCUGGGAGGUUAGAUAACUUUAAAGCUAGGUCUGUAGAAUGUAUGUUUCUAGGAUAUCCUAAGAAUCGAAAGGGAUAUAUUCUUUAUGACAUUAAAAACGGUGACAUUUUUGUGAAUCGUGAUGUUGUUUUUCUUGAAAGCAAAUUUCCUUUUUCAGAACAAUCAUGUAAUGUCAAUCAACAGAAUCAGGUGCGUUUGUAGGACCCUUUUAUAUUUAAUGACAUUCCUGAUCCUAUUAUGUCUUUUGAUUUUCCCUUGCAACCUGUUAGUGAGCCUAUAAUUGAAUCAAAUCAAAAUAAUAGCAUGCCUAAUAGUAACCCUAAUUCUAUUGAUAAAACAAACAGCAACCCAGAUAUUAACAGACCCAUUAGACAUAGGAAUCUUCCCAGCUGGGCUUAAAGAUCAUGAUUGCUCUAACAUGGACUGUCUGAACAAAAUAGACAAGAAAGGAAAUAAGAAGAUCUUAUAUCCUAUGCAACAUAUUAUUGGCUAUGCAAACAUUUUUGAAUCCUAUAAAGAUUUCAUAGCUUUGACAGAUGAUAUAAAUGAACUUGAUACUUCUAAAGAAGUAGUAAGAGAUAAAAGAUGGAUUAGAGUAAUGCAAGAUGAGAUAAGUUCUUUAGAAAACAAUAGGACAUGGGACGUAUGGAUUUACCCACAGUGAAGAAACCUCGAGGUUGUAAAUGGGUCUUUAAGCAGAAGUUUAAUACUGAUGGAACCUUAAAUAAGUCAUAGGCCAGGUUAGUAGCUAAAGAUUUUAGUCAAAUAAAUUUUUUUCCCUGUUGUAAAAAUGACCACUGUUCUGUUAGUUUUAGCCUCAGAAGCACCGAUACGUGAAAAUGGCCAGCAUGUCCGUGUCGGAUAUGUAUCCGACACGGACACGUGUUCAGGACGCGGAAACGUCGCGUCCCUUUUCCCAGUUUUCGGCGAACGUGGGUGAACGUGGGUCGAGACGGGUUGACACGGGCAGACGUGGUCGAACGCGAAACUUUGCAUUUUUCACUUUUUUUUACUUAGUCCCAACUCUAGAAACCUGGUGCCCUAGGAUUCUCAGCUCCAGUCAACCCUUUUCUCGCGUUUGCCGCUUUGUCGCUUGCUGCCUCAUCGACCGUCAUAAUUCUUCAACUCUGCGUUUUCACUUCUCACUUUGCACGCUGCCUCACCGUCUGAACUCUACCUCAGCACCUUCGACAGUCGUCGUUCUUCCAUCUUCAGCUUUUAAUCUUGGUAAUUUAUCUUUAGUUCUUCAGUCUUCACGUAUUGGUGCCUGUCUGCCUGGGCGACUCUUCUGCUCUUCACUUCUUUUACUCUUCUGCGCUGAGCCCUCAAUCUUGGAUAUAUAUUGAUAUUAUUACAUUAUUGGUUAAUGAAUAUUUAUUACUUAAUUUCACUUCUGAACUAAGAGAGAGAGAGGCAGAGCAACCUGAUCAGGUUUUCUAAUUUAAUACUAAAUUAUUGAUUUAAUUUUUUUUAUUUAGAUGGAUUAUAUUUGCUGAGUUAAACAUUGAUUUAUUUUAAAUUAUAUUUUUAGACAUUCAAAUAUUUAAUAUUUAAUUAUUUAUAUAGCCGUACCUGUAUCCUAAAAUUUUAAAAAAUAGCCAUGUCCGUGUAUCGUAUCGUAUCGUACUCGAUACUCGUACCCGUAUCGGUGCUUCUUAGGUUUUAGCCAUUGCACAUAAUAAAUGGUACAUAAUUCAAAUGGAUGUUGAUAAUGCUUUUCUUCAAGGGGACUUAAAUGAAGAAGUCUAUAUGAAAAUUCCUAUGGGAUUUAGUAAACAAGGGGAGAAAAAGGUUUGCAAACUAAAUAAAUCCCUAUAUGGUUUAAAGCAGGUAGCUAGAUAGUGGAAUGCAAAACUGUGUGAAGCAUUAAUUUUUGGUGGUUUUUUCAAAGCAAACAUGAUUACUCGUUAUUUACCAAACUAAAUAAAGAUGAGUUUAUUAUUGUUCUAGCUUAUAUUGAUGAUCUUGUUAUUACUAGAAAUAGUCAUGAAGGGAUAAAGAAAACUGAAGAUUUCAUGCAUGCUAAUUUUAAAAUGAUGGAUUUAGGAUUAUUAAAAUAUUUUCUUGGCAUUGAGGUUGCUAAAUCAAAAAAGGGUUUAAUACUAAAUCAAAGGAAAUAUACUUUAGACUUGGAAGCUGCCACUGGUUUAGGAGCCUCAAAACCAAGACAUGUUCCUAUAAAUUUUAGGUUUAAAGCUUUACAGUGAACUUGAAAAGGGGGACAACGAUGACCUAUUAAAGGACCCUACUAGAUAUAGGCGAUUGGUAGGAAAACUAUUAUAUUUGACCACAAGUAGGCCUGAUAUAAGCUAUACAGUCUAGUUACUGGGUCAAUUUAUGAGCAGCCCUAGAAAAUCACAUCUAAAGGUUGUUUUAAAUGCUAUCAAACAUCUUAAAAAGGAUCUUGGAAGAGGUCUCUUCUUUCCUUCUAGAAACAUGAAGUUAGAAGGAUAUUGUGAUUUAGAUUGGGCUUCAUGCCCAGAAACUCGGAGAUUUGUUACAAGAUUUUUAGUUAAACUAGGUAAGACUAUUAUUUCUUGGGAAUCGAAAAAACAAACUACUAUUUCAAGGUCUUUUGCUAAAGCAGAGAGAAGUGUUGUGUCUGAGAUUAUAUUGUUUACUGGUUUAUUUACAAAUUUGCUUGUUUAUGAUUUAGCUCCUAUGUAUAUUGACUUUGACAGCAAGGUUGCAAUCCAAAUUGUUUCAAAUUCAGUUUAUCAUCAAAGAACGAAACACAUUAUGAUUGACUGUCGUUGUGUGCAUGAAAAGCUUCAAAGUGGGUUGAUCAAUUUAAAGCACGUGGUGUCAGGAGAAUAAUAAGCAGAUGUUUUAACCAAGUUCUUGGUAAAAAAAUGCAUGAGCACAUGUUGUAUAAGUUAGGACCUUUAAUAUUUUUCAGUCCCACUUGAGGGGGAGUGUUGAGAGUUGAAUAGUUGGGCCAAUGUUAUGGGCCGACUUUGUACUCCUUGUCUUUCUCUGUUUCUUUUGGACUUGGAUAUAUAUGUGUACUUGUUGACAAUUUUGUAUGCUCGUGUGUGGCAAUUUUCAAAUUAAUGAAUUAUUCAUUUUUGUUCAA